Octopus sinensis (East Asian common octopus) is the source of this 530-nucleotide messenger RNA. RefSeq names its product putative ATP synthase subunit f, mitochondrial. The transcript is spliced from 4 exons. Bases 77 to 403 code for a protein of 108 amino acids. The record is from RefSeq and is a predicted model, not a curated record. Lineage: Eukaryota; Metazoa; Mollusca; Cephalopoda; Octopoda; Octopodidae. Gene Ontology annotation, molecular function: proton-transporting ATP synthase activity, rotational mechanism. Gene Ontology annotation, biological process: proton motive force-driven mitochondrial ATP synthesis.
UUAAGGGGAGCUAAUUAGUGAACAGGAAACCUUACUGCGCAGACUCAGACAGCGUUGGUCUCCUUGCAGAACUAAGAUGGGAGCUUCAGUCGGGACCCUUCCAGCAGAAUACAAUCCUAAGAUCCAUGGACCUUAUAAUCCAGGCACUUAUUAUGGGCCACAUGACCCCCUAAGUGAAGUGAAAAUUGGUGAGAUUACAUCAUGGGUUGGCCGAAGGAAUAUGUCUCCAACUGGAAUGGUUAGAGCAGUAAAUAGAGGCCAUUGGAGGUGGUUGCAGAACUAUUUCCUGACAAAGAAAGGUGGUUCUGCGGGAGUGGCUCAGUUUUGUGUUUUGAUUUCCCUGAGUUACUACUUCCUACAAUACAGAGCCCACACUAACCAUCGCCAUGCUAAAUACCAUUAAUUCUUAGGAGUGGAAUAAAGUCAUCUUUGAAAGUACCAAGUUGAUAUGCAGUCAUAGAUUCUGAAGUUCUGCCAGACUGGGAAAAUUAUCAGAAGUUCCUUUAGAUUUAAUAAACUUAAAUUUUAAA